Meloidogyne enterolobii is the source of this 1486-nucleotide messenger RNA. The record is from the annotation of a GenBank genome assembly. NCBI's taxonomy places the organism in Eukaryota, Metazoa, Nematoda, Chromadorea, Rhabditida, Meloidogynidae.
AUGCUGGAAUAUGUUAAAGCAUCUGGGCUAUAUCCCUCCUUUACCUAUUGCAAAAGGUUAAUCGACGACUGGCGCGAACCAGCAACUUCAGUAGAUGGUAAUUCAGCUCUCGGUGUUGAGAUUUUUUUGUUCCUUUCUGGAUUUCUCGCAGCUCGAUCCUGGCAACGACAUAGAAGUAUUGACCGUCCAUUUUGGUCAAAUGCCUCUGGAUUUUUGUUUCGACGUUGGUUGAGAUUGGCCCCACCAACUUUAGCUUUUAUAUAUAUUGCAGCAGGCCCUCUGGGUAAAUGGGCAUUGCCACAAUUUUAUCAUUCAAUGGUCUCAAACUGUUCAUCUAAACAAUUAUUCUCACAUGUUCUUUUUAUAAAUAAUUUUUCGGAAAUACCAACUUGUAUGGGUUGGCUUUGGUAUUUAGGCCUAGAUUGGCAAUGCUAUUUAUUAACUCCGUUUUUGUUAUAUUUACUUGAGAAAAGGCCUCGAUUUGGAAUUUCUUUAUUGAUAAUAAUGAUUGGAGGUUCUAUUUUUAUUCGUGGAUGGCAUUGCCAAAUAAAUGGAAUUUGUAAUAAUAGCGAUGUUGAUAUUCCGUUUGUUUAUUUUCCCAACCUUUCCAAUGAUAUUCUUCAAACUUAUUCUUCGCUUUUUUCACUUUAUGCUCGUCCAACAACAAAAAUCGGUCCUUUCCUUAUAGGACUAAUUAUGGGCUAUUUUACAACAUUAAAAGAAACUUUUCUAUUAAAACCAAAAACUUCAAAAUUCCUUUUCUUUGGAGGAUUUUUAUUAUUAUUUUUGACAAUUUAUGGAAUUUUGCCCGAAUAUUGGUAUCCGAACCAAGGGAAUACUUUAUACAAUAUCUUAUAUACUGCGACGUUUCGAACGAUUUUUACUCUUGGGAUUGCUUUUAUUGUUAUUUCUGUUCUUUAUGGAGAAAGAUCGAGGUAGAAGAAAUUAUUUUAGUAGAAGCAGGGGGUAUUGGGAUUGCUAUACCCCCUCCUUCCCCUCUAGCAAUAAUUAGAAUUUCAAAAGGCAUUAUAGAAAUAAAUACAUACCACAUAUACUCCGUCAAAUAAUUACCCCACCUCUAUUAGUUACCCCCUCCAGCAAAAGGUUGAAACAAUAAUUGCUUCCAAAAAUUAAUUAUAAUUAGCCUUCCUAAAAUAACCUCUAUUAAUUACCCCCCCCUCUAUCAAUUACCCUAUCCAGAGAGAGGUCGAAACAAUAAUUACCCAGGGUAGGUAAUAGAAUAUAUACGGCAUUUAUUUUGGUUCGAUUUAUAAUAACAGAGCUCGAACUUUUCACCUUGCUGGCACGGUAUCCGUUUUUUUCUUUCAAGUUGACCCGGCCGGAUUUUCCGAGCUAUAACCUCGAAAACCACGAAAACUCGAAAACCCGAUCAAACUUAUAACUCACACAAAAACCUGUUAAAUAUAGGCGAUGUAAUUGAACGGGAUAAUUUUUUACGGGGGGUUUGCUUUUAUUUAUCAGAUUA